Scedosporium apiospermum is the source of this 1416-nucleotide messenger RNA. RefSeq lists its product as uncharacterized. The coding region runs from base 1 to 1416 and encodes 471 amino acids. Lineage: Eukaryota; Fungi; Ascomycota; Sordariomycetes; Microascales; Microascaceae. Gene Ontology annotation, molecular function: flavin adenine dinucleotide binding; N,N-dimethylaniline monooxygenase activity; NADP binding. The record is from RefSeq and is a predicted model, not a curated record. The transcript is spliced from 3 exons.
AUGGGAGCCGUCAAACGUGUUGCCGUCAUUGGUGCUGGCCCGGCGGGGGCAAUUACCGUCGAUGCUCUCGCACAAGAGCAAGCCUUUGAUGUAAUCCGUGUGUUUGAGCGGCGAGAGGGACCUGGAGGAUGUUGGAUCGGCGACACGGAGAGACCUCGCACCGUCACCAAUCUCUCUGAACUUGCAUCUCGAACAGCUGACAAGCCACUUGCCAUUCCCCAGAAGCUCCCCGCCCAAACGCCCAAGGUCAACCAGCCACGCUUCGAUGAGUCGUCAAUCUACCCAUACCUCCACACCAACAUUGACAGCAUCCCUAUGGAGUUCUCUCAGGAGAAGAUCCCUACUGAGCGCAGUGAACUCUCGAUCGCCACCCACGGACCCGAUACUCCUUUCCGGCAUUGGGAGGUGAUUCGCCGAUACAUCGCGGGGCUUGUAGAGAGGAGGGGAUACGAGGACUUCAUUUCCUAUAAUACCAGUGUGGAGCUGGCUGAAAAGGUGGGCUCCGAGUGGAAGCUCACGCUACGGAAAGAGGGCAAGGAGAAGGAUUAUUGGUGGGUCGAAUAUUUCGACGCUGUUAUUGUUGCGAGCGGGCACUAUAAUGUUCCAUACAUUCCUGCUGUUAAGGGACUGGAGGAGUUUGAAAAGGCUCGUCCCGGCAGUGUGUUGCAUAGCAAGCAUUAUCGGGGGAGGGAUCAAUUCCGCGGAAAACGCGUCGUCGUUGUCGGCGCUUCCGUCUCCGCUGCCGAUAUUGCGUUUGAUCUCGUGGGCACCGCACAGCAUCCUAUCGACGCCGUAAUCAUUGGACAUGCCCCGAAUGGAUACUUUGGGGACCUAGCUUUCAAGCACCCAGAUAUCCGUACGCGACCGUCCCUCUGCCAUAUCGAGGGCAGGACUGUGCAUUUUGUGGACGGUCAAUCAGUGGCAGAUGUGGACCACAUCAUCUUCGGCACAGGCUACAGCUGGACUCUCCCCUUCCUCCCCAGCGUCGAGGUCCGCAACAACCGCGUCCCCGGAUUAUACCAGCAUGUGGUCUACCGAAAAGAUCCCACACUCCUCUUUGUCGGCGCCACCGCUGCCGGCCUCACAUUCAAAGUAUUCGAGUGGCAGGCCGUCCUUGCAGCGCGCCUUCUCGCGGACCGGACCAAACUCCCACCUCAGGCCGAGCAGCGAAAAUGGGAGGAAGAUCGAGUCAAGCUGACAGGCGAUAAUGUCAAGUUCACCCUCAUCUUCCCCGAUUUCGAAGAUUACUUUGAGACCCUCCGGAAGCUGGCUGGUCCUGGAGAAAAGGGCUUCGGCCGACAGCUACCGCCUUUUAAGAGAGAAUGGGUCAGGGCCUUCUUCGAGGGACAUGAGCGGAGAAAGGCGAUGUGGGCAAGGGAGAACGAAAAGGCGAGGGCCAAUCGGGCGAAGUUGUAA